This is a messenger RNA of Aspergillus campestris IBT 28561, 1473 nucleotides long. RefSeq names its product basic helix-loop-helix domain-containing protein. Gene Ontology annotation, biological process: regulation of transcription by RNA polymerase II. Gene Ontology annotation, molecular function: DNA-binding transcription factor activity, RNA polymerase II-specific; RNA polymerase II cis-regulatory region sequence-specific DNA binding; protein dimerization activity. The transcript has a single exon. Bases 1 to 1473 code for a protein of 490 amino acids. The record is from RefSeq and is a predicted model, not a curated record. Lineage: Eukaryota; Fungi; Ascomycota; Eurotiomycetes; Eurotiales; Aspergillaceae.
AUGUCCAAUCAAUUUGGACACUCCGCCGACGGAGUGGAUCCGUCGGAUUUGACCAUGCCAAACGGUGGCUUCAUGCCCUACCCGUUUACCUCCCAACAGAACAUGUCGUCGAGUUUCAAUUUCGGCAACUCGGGCAUCGACACGGACGAGCUGCUGGAUCUGGAGAUCAGCGGCCAGAAUGGCGUCCAACGCGACAACAACGUCAACUACCUGCAGGACCAGCAGUCCGGCGCCGGCUCUGGCAUCCCGAUGAGCCACCACAGCCAGAUGUCGCAACUCUACUCCAACACCCCGGACGGCGCUCCCAUGAACAGCCCGUUCAUGCACAGCUUCCACAACUACGAUCACUUCCGGUCCAUGAACCAGGGCCAGCCCGGGUCCCACAUGCAGAGCGGAUCCCAUUUUGACCAGAGCUACCUGGCCACCAAGGGGCGCACCGGCCUGCCGGCGGGCACGUCGGCCGACGGUCGCAGCCCCAUGACACCCAAGACCCCCGCCCAGGGGUUUAGCAGCUUGACCCUCGGCACGCCGGAAUCCGGCAGCUUCCCCACCCAGCCGAUCCGCACGGGCCUCCAGCACCGACACCAGAAGACGCUAUCGAACCAGUGGGACGGGACGCCCGGAAGCGCGCACUCGUACGUGGAGUCGCCCAUCUCCUCCCCGGGCCACCCCUCGCACCACGCCGGGAUCUCCGAGAUCCUCAAGUCCGGAAAGCAUGCGUCCUUGCCGGCCAAGGUCGAUGCGCAUAUGCCGGGGCAGGACCUCGAGUCGCAGGAGGCCAAGCGGCGCCGUCGGCGGGCGUCGCACAACCUGGUCGAGCGUCGCCGACGCGACAACAUCAACGAGCGGAUCCAGGAUCUGUCGCAUCUGGUGCCCGGCCACCGGCUCGAAGACGACAAGGUCCGCAAGCAGCUGGUCAACAACAGCACCAUGCCUGGCACGGGACCGGGGGCCAACCCGGCCACGUCCCUGCUCGCCGGCGGCAACGGACGCCGCGCCACGCCGGGGAAUAUCACGAUGGGACUCCCGAUCGAAGAGAAGGAGAAGGGCCCGAACAAGGGCGACAUCCUCAACGGGGCCGUCAGCUGGAUGCGGGACCUGAUGUGGGCCCUGCACGUCAAGCACCAGCAGGAGGCAGAGCUGGCGGAGCUGAUCAGCAGCCUCGGCGGCACCUGGCCUUUUGAGCAGACGGAGGACGAGAAGCGGAUGCGGACGGAGAUCCUGGACGCCCUGGAGCGGAAUGACCCGAGCUCCUUCAACUACAGUCGGGGACCCGGGAGUGGACUCCGGGUGCCCAAGCACACGAACAUGGCGGGUGAGGCGGUGUCCGGGAAUGAGUCCCUGAGCCCGCAGAGCCUGAGCCCGCCGUUCCACGCGAACGGCAAUCCGAACGGGGCGCAGUACUGGAGCGGCUCGGGGCAUGCGGCCAUGAGUUUCAAAGAAGAGGACGAGUACACGAUGGAGAUGAACUAG